Messenger RNA from Psylliodes chrysocephalus, 2073 nucleotides. The record is from the annotation of a GenBank genome assembly. Lineage: Eukaryota; Metazoa; Arthropoda; Insecta; Coleoptera; Chrysomelidae.
UAUACAGAAUAACAGCGAAUCUGUUUUAAACCUACCCGAGUCGGCCGAGUCUACAGCUAUGACGUUUAAAAUGUCAAAUUUAUAACUUUGUCAAAACAAAACACCAUUUUUUAUUAUUAUUACUAUUGUUAUUAUAUUUUGUGCAAAUAUCAAACGAUGUGAAACUUAAAAUGUGUUUUGAACAAUGCAUAGAGUGUUUUGCUAGGUGGAAAUUAUGGAUAAGACCACUUUUUAUUACUUUAUACGCAUUAGCAGCUUUGGUUUUCGUCCCAUUGUUUUUAAUAAAAUCAUUAGAGGAUGGUUUUAAUAAACAUGAUCAAGAGAUUCUAAUAGGAGGUAUUUUUGUUUGGGUCGCAAUUCCGUUGUCUUUUUGGGAAAUUAUACAACAUAUUAUUCAUUAUGUACAACCAAAAUUGCAAAAACAUGUUAUUAGAAUAUUAUGGAUGGUUCCAAUUUAUGCUAUCAAUGCUUGGCUGGGUCUUAUUUACCCAAAACAAUCAGUAUAUGUAGAUAGUGUGAGAGAAUGCUAUGAAGCUUUUGUGAUUUACAAUUUUAUGAAAUUCCUCUUGAAUUAUUUAAAUAUGGAAAUGGAUCUUGAAGCAAGUUUAGAGCUAAAACCACAAGUCAAACACAUAUUUCCUUUAUGUUGUUUGCCAGAUUGGGAGAUGGGCAGAGAAUUUGUUCAUAUAUGCAAGCAUGGAAUAUUACAGUAUACUGUAGUAAGGCCUUUAACUACUGCUAUUUCUUUUAUUUGUAAAAACUUCGAUGUGUAUGGAGAUGGUCAAUUCAAAGGUAAUGUGGCUUUCCCUUAUUUGACGGCUGUCAAUAAUCUGUCUCAGUUCACGGCCAUGUACUGUUUGGUGAUGUUUUACAAGGCAAGUCUAGCGGAGUUGAGGCCUAUGAAACCACUGCCGAAAUUUUUGUGCAUCAAGGCUGUCGUAUUUUUCUCGUUUUUCCAAGGCGUACUUAUUCAACUAGCAGUUUACUUCAAUAUAUUCAAACCCGGUCCGGACACUCCAGACGAUGGUUUGAGCCUUUCGACCAGGCUUCAAAAUUUUCUGAUCUGCAUUGAAAUGUGCUUGGCUGCCAUUGCGCAUCAUUACAGCUUUUCGUAUGAGCAGUAUGUCACACCUGGAUCACCCAGUCACAAUCAGUCUUGUUGUUCUGCUUUUUUGGCCAUGUGGGAUAUAUCCGAUGUUCAUACUGAUAUUAGAGAACAUUUAGGAAUAGUCAGUAGUUCAAUAAGUAGGAGAAUAAGAGGCAGAUCCAUGUAUAGCAUUCCGAGAGGUGAUGAUGAAUAUUCUAAUCUAGUAUCACAGAGGGGGGCGCACAGCGUGCCAAAUCCAGGGUAUUACCAAAACGAUUGUGAUGAAUUAAUAGUGAAUUAUGGUACUGUCAAUAAUGCUAGUCAACCUGUUAAAGUGCAUAACAAUAAAAUUAAUGCUAAUACGUAAAUAAACAUUCUUGAGACGUUGGGUCAGAAAAUAAAUAUUUUCUAUAAGUAUUUUGAUUCAUUUAAAUUAUCGAUUUGAAAAAAAAGUAUAAUACUAUUUUAUGGUGUUAACUAGUACUUACAUCAUACGAAUAUAAAUCUGAUUACAAAUAUUAUAUAUAUUUUUUAAACAUUAUUUUGUUUUUUUAUACCUAUUAUUUGUAGGAAUUUAUUGACAAUCUACUUUUAAGUUUAGAAUCUCUUGAUACAUUCUUCGAUUGUAUUUUUUUUAUUGAAACAUAUCCAGGUCUCAUCGAUUAAGCUUUAAAUGUUUAAAAUGUCAUUUAUAUAUGUAUAAAAGGAUUAUACAGCUAUUUAUUUACGAAUUAUACGUCUGUUUAUAGGUAUAUUGAAGUUUAUUUUUAAAGUAUAUACUAAUUAAAGUGUAUGUUUGAAACUUUGGCGUUUUAUUUAAGUAAUCCCAGAUAGCACAAAUACGUCUUAUGGACGUUUUAAAAACGUCCCGCUUGGACAUUCAGGACAUCCUUAAAACGCCCAUUUCACGGACGUGGACGUCUUUGGAACGUCCAUUGUUAAUAAUCAGGAUGUCUUAAGAACGUCCAUUUAAGGACAUUCCAUGG